CAGUAAUAAAAGUACUGGGGGGACAGGAUCCAUAAAGUUGCAGAAGGUUAGCAAACGCCUUUUCGGUCUCGAGAGGGUGUUGAGUUUACGCCACUUGUCAGCUGCAUUCUCUGGAGCGCUUCAUGCAUGUUCAUAUACAUGUCGUCUCCAAAUAAAGAAGACGACGAUGAGUUUGAAGACGUGGAGUUUGUAUCUGAAGGCCAACUCAGGCCAGUGCUGGAAUGUGUUGAUUUGCUGAGCGAUAGUGACGAAGAGGGAUGUUCGUCCUCAUCAAGAAUGAUCGAAGAUGAAAUCAACCGUCGAAAGGGACAUGCUGAAUCUAUUCUGGAUACACUGGGAAAACGGGUGGCUCUGGAGCAGCAGGAAAGAGAGGAUAAAUCGAGAGCAUUCAAGGAGAAACAAAUACAACAAAAAAUUCAUGCACAGCAGGAACUUGCACGACAUGGAAGAAAUCUAGAGGCAAAGCACUGUGUGGAGAUGUGGCUAAAAAUGCCAGACCUGCAGCCUGGAGUGGUCAAUUCUGGUUCUGAAAGACGACGCAGAGCUGCUUUCCCUAUGAACACUUCGACUAAACACGCAUGUCCUGUAAUUAACUGUUGUCGUGUUUUUGAUCAUGUGGCUCUCCUUGACGGACAUCUGAAAAGGUUUGACCACUCGCCUUGCGAUCCAACCAUCAGUCUUAAGGGAAGACCCAGAAAGCUAUUCGCCUGUGUGGCCUGUUGUCGUCAUUUUCAGACCAAAGAAGAGUGGCAGACCCAUCUUCUAUCUAAGGCGUUGUCAUCUCAUCCCGACGGUCACUGCAUGUCACAGAGCUCCCAAUCCAUCGUGGGCUUUGCCUGUCCCACCUGCUACCUCCUUUUCAACCAGCGGGACGAAUGUCUUCGGCACAUGGCAGCAAAAAAUCACUUCACUGAGUCCCUCACUAUGAGCGACACCAAAAGAGAUGUGGUACCAGUUCCGGUUCCGUGGCUCGCUAAGGAUCGCCUCAUUGCCUUGUGCAAGGAAACCCCAUUCACCGUCCGAUGCUCUUUGUGUCAAAAAGUGCUGACUUCUCAUCAGGCAGCUCUAGCUCACUUUAAUGUGAACUGCAGACAUGGCAGUGCAGUGGCAAAGGCUGAUGCGACAGUGGUGCAGAUAAUGAAACAACUGCAAGUGCGAGGCCAGUGCCCUCGGUGCUCUUUAAUCUUCCUGAGCCAAACAGAAGUGGAACGUCACAAAGAAGACACCCAACAUGAGGUGGCGGUCAACAAGACCAUUGAGCAAGCUCUUCUUCAGUACAACUGGUUUCAUGAAAAACAAAACAGGUCCAGGGGUAAUAUUGACGACGAAAGUAUCUCGGGCAAGUUUCGAGCACUAAUUCAUCAAAGCAGCAAGACUAAGCGCGAGUUUGAAAACACACCUGCCAAACGAAAAAAGAGAGGCCGCGCAACCGCAUGGUUCUGCGAGUGUGGAAUGAAGUUCACGGAGGAAACCUCGGCCCUUAAUCACCUCUUAGAUGCGAACCAAAUCUGUUACCAAUGCGGUGUGUGCGGCAAACGCAUGGCAGAAUCUUCCAUCCCCGACUUGCACAUGAGCCGUAUUCACGGGGGUGGACAUCUAUCCAACUUCUUUUUCUACUGCCGCAAGUGCAAAGUGGAAAUCCCUCGCCUCGAGGAUAUCAUGUCACACGUGUUGGACACACACGCCGGGCACACGUCCUUCAUUGAGCAGGAUGUGCCUGAGGAUGCCCAACCGUCGACCAGCAGUAACAGCAAAAUGGACCCGUGCACAUCCAAGUCCACGAUUCGGCCCAAGCCAGCGGCGGCAACUACGGCGUUGACUUGGAUGUGCAGAAUGUGCGAGGACAUCUUUGACUCGGAGGCUGCCGUCCGGAAACACUGCGGCGACCUGAGCAGUCACAGCUUUCAAAGGUACAAGUGUGGCCACUGUCCACAGAAGUUCUUCAAAGAGUCCACGGUGCGGCGGCAUUGUGCCAACGAGCACGAUGGGCGAAUGAAGAGCACCUACUUCUGCGGUCUCUGCGACAGCAUGCAGUUUGAGUCUGAAGGAGAGUUCCUGCACCACUACAAAAGCCUGCACAGUAACGACUACUACUCUAUAGGCAACACCAAUCUUGUUCAGCCCUCUGUGCGGAUUACAUCUGCAGAGUCAUGUCCCUGCAUGAACUCUGAGAAGAACAGAGAUGAAAUGAAAGUUGCCUACACUCAGUGCAUGAAGACACUAUCAUCUGAAGGUCUAUGUCAAUACGUGUGUGCUCCUUGCGCUCUUUGCGUGUCCUCCUAUGCACAGAUCAAGACGCACGUCAACACCACGCACGCUGCAUUGAACUUAGACAAGACCUUUGAACUAGAAUGCCAAACUUGCAAGCAACGCUUCGGAGAUGUGCCGAAGUUCCAUAAUCACCAUCAUUCCCAGCACUGUGCGUUGCAGCCAUGCGUGAGCUCCAGGGCCUGUGGGAAAGACAUCACGAAACAACCCCAAACACUGAAUGAUGUUGAGGUCACAGAACAGCGAAAUGACACACUAGGAAGUGUCGUGUUUAAAACGGAGCAGAUGGAAAUGGAAGUUGAUCAAAGUGAGCAUCAAACCCUGCAUGGCUCCGGCUCAUUAGAUAAAUCUGAUGAAAAGGUGAAAGAAGCACUGGCCUUAAGCGCGGAAGACCGAGAAUCAGCAGAUCUCAACGAGGCUCUUCAAAGAAGCCUUCUGGACUUCUGAGGAGAAGCUUUUUGCACGAGUUAUUUUGCUGAGAUGUCAAAUCAAUGACAUUCCGUGCUCUUACGGGUUCCUAUAUUACCCUAGAAACAAUACAGUACAUCACAGUCACUUCUGAUUUGAAAAAGCCUUUUUUUGUUUAUGCCUUUUGACGGCGUUAACACACACUACUGUUAAUGGCAACAGAGAACAACAACCAAAGAGAACAUACAUAGCCACGCUCUGUUUCACAGCUGUUUCCAUUACAGCAUCCAAAAUCCAAAGCAUUACACGCACCCUCAAGAAAACCUGCAUCCCAAGGAGUGAUUCCUCUUUACAGCAAUCGUCCACAAGCAGUAGUAAGAAUAAACUAUUGUCUCACUGUGAAUGAAACCGCUCAAUGCCUUCAUUGAACGGAAAUAAAAAACUAAUGUGAUAC
This is a messenger RNA of Hippocampus zosterae (dwarf seahorse), 3130 nucleotides long. RefSeq names its product zinc finger protein 451 (gene znf451). Gene Ontology annotation, biological process: regulation of transcription by RNA polymerase II. The transcript is spliced from 13 exons. Gene Ontology annotation, cellular component: nucleus. Gene Ontology annotation, molecular function: sequence-specific DNA binding; DNA-binding transcription factor activity, RNA polymerase II-specific. NCBI's taxonomy places the organism in Eukaryota, Metazoa, Chordata, Actinopteri, Syngnathiformes, Syngnathidae. The record is from RefSeq and is a predicted model, not a curated record. The coding region runs from base 127 to 2715 and encodes 862 amino acids.